This is a messenger RNA of Aspergillus caelatus, 2844 nucleotides long. RefSeq lists its product as uncharacterized. Gene Ontology annotation, molecular function: zinc ion binding; DNA-binding transcription factor activity, RNA polymerase II-specific. The transcript has 7 exons. Gene Ontology annotation, biological process: regulation of DNA-templated transcription. The coding region runs from base 292 to 2472 and encodes 726 amino acids. Lineage: Eukaryota; Fungi; Ascomycota; Eurotiomycetes; Eurotiales; Aspergillaceae. The record is from RefSeq and is a predicted model, not a curated record.
UCGGCCCACCGUCAUUGUCACAUCCGCGACACACACGCGGGUGGUUGUUGUUUUUCGUGGUGCUUUUGUGGCCCACUCUUAUUUUGCCGUCCCGACCAAACCACCCCUCGUCCUUCUUUGUGCGCGCGAUUCAAUCCACCAUUUGUAUUCUGCUGUCGCUUUUAAUCCCACUGUAAGGUUGAGCGUGACCUUAUCAUCCCCAUUGGGACCUCUGGCCCUGGGAAUACUCGACGCCUCUGGCUCCCGACCCUUCCUGCCGAGUCCUUGUGUUGCCCGUCUCACUCACCCGUCAUGGGUCGCAAACCGAACCAGCUGAUCCUCGAGUUCUUCAUUCGAGGCCAGAAACUCGAGGAUGCCAGUAACCGUUAUCAGCACACAUGCAAGGCCUGUGGAGAGAAAUUUCCGAAAGGUCGCAUCGAUAGUUUAACCAACCAUCUCGUCAAGAAGUGUCAAGCCAUCCCGCUGCGAGACCGUCAACGCGUCCUGUUGCGCCUCCACGAACUUCCCGAUCUCGCCGAUGGUGACCAGAACAAAGAUCCGAGUGUCGCGGGCCAGAACAAAGGAAAAGGCUCGGAUCUACCUUUCACCACUCGUCAGAACUUUGAUGGUCUGAAUGUCCUAGCCGAGGCUUCAAGGCAAGUGGGCGCGUCCGACCAGACUAAACGGGGCGGCCCUGCGUAUACUCAAUCAGUUACUGUCGGUGGUAAGACGGUUGUUGUCGACCCUGCGCUUGAAGCCGAGGGCUUUCAGGGCCAUCCGCAGACAGAGCACGUUGAGGAAGACGUGAAGCCACCUGGAACUCCCCAAGGCUCUAACGCAACACUUCCAUCCCUCCCCAAUACUUCGCAAGAUCAACCUCCGUCCGCGUCUCCUCCGCUGGCGGAAGCUUCGCUGACACCUGACCCUACCUCUAAUGCUCGCCAGUCGCAACUCUCCAUGAUCGCCGCUUCUGCUAGCGAGAUGGUGCCACAGGGAAUGCCGUUGGACCAUGACAUCGUCGAUGGCUUGCCGAAAGUGGGCUCAUGGAACCAACAGCUCUCCACUCAGGAACAGCUCCUAUUCGAUAGUCUCCAUGAACAUGAUCCUACACUUACCGCUGCGACGCAGCGGGCUGCUGCUUUCCCACGUCCUAUCGCGAUGAACCCCAACUCACAGGCGAAGGGGUUCGUAAAUGAAUUUGGUAACUCGACCAAACCGACGAAGCCGAAGGUCCGCGGGCGUUUUUCUGCGGCCAGACGUAGGGAGGUACAAGAGGUCAGAAAGCGCGGCGCGUGUAUUCGUUGUCGCAUGCUCAAGAAACCUUGUUCCGGUGAUAGUCCUUGCACUACCUGUGCCAGUGUAGAAAGCGCGCGGUUGUGGAAGCAUCCAUGUAUUCGGACGCGCAUCGCGGAAGAGUUUGAACUGUACAAUGCAAACUUGCACGCCACCCUGGCAUAUCACGACGUAAGCGGUAUCCGAAACCAGGUCAAGUUUGAGCAUUAUGCCGGCCGUAUUGAGGUUACCCACUUUGAAGAGAGCAUGGUGUAUGUCACCUUUAGUGCGCUCCAGGGUCACAAACCAUCUACCUCGACGCUUGAUCCCCAACUCCAAGGACUUGGAGACGACUCGCAAUUCCAGGGACCACUUCACGAACUUUACUUGCUUGACAGCGAUGCAGACGACUUACCUGGAAAGCUUGAGAUGUACAUCAAAAAGACCGCACCAUUCUUCUACGAGAGAGAAGCUUCUGAAGUCAUGAGGCCCACUCUGCUGCUUGCCUCAGAAUUGAGUCAGCAGAAGAAGGAUGUUCUGCUGGAGCGGGUGCUAGAGCUCUGGGUUGCUACUCACAUUCUGGUCGACUCAGAUUUGCGUUGGAGAACAUUCUGCAACCCUACCCUUCCCCCUACUUCGAUGCAGGCUCUCGCGCAGCCAUCGGAUGAUGGACGCAUGCCAAUCGACGAAGUCACCAACGCUGAGUCUUACGCACUCCUGUGCAGCCAGCUGCGCGCAGCAACCGAGAAGCGUGCCUCGCAACUGAGCAAGUCGGUGAUGAACGACCUCGAACGACGCCUGCUUCAGCGUCAGCAGAGUGGCUGGUUUGAGACUUUCUUGGUUGCCCUCAUCCUUCUGAACUGUGUGGAGAGAACCUGCUGGCUGUUCCGCUCUUGGGAAGACGAGGCGUUUGCACAGCGCUGGCCUUUGGACAAACGUCCUCCUUACUACGCAAGCCAGGGCGAUCGCUUCUCUGAUAUUCUGCAUAUGCUGCUGAAGAUGCGCAGCCUGCCGCCCAAAGCAACUCCACGCGCCGACAAUGGUAUCUUGAAGGCGGUAGACGGUAGCGACAUAAACGCAGCUCGCUGGUUUGAUAUGAUUAAAGUUUCCCCUCUAUACCUUGAACAACGACAGGCUGCUGUCUUCGAUCCCAACGACUCUCGCUCCCUCGACCUUCGCUACGGAGCAAAACUGUUGCCACCUACGAACGUUUACACAUGAUUUGCGCUGGUCCACAAACUGUGACUAAUGAAACAAAACGAACCAAUGACUUUGAAAAGAUUGAUUGAAGCCGGCUUUUCGUGAUAGGUAUUGUACUUGACUGGGUCUGAAGGAGGGUUUUGCAAUGAAAUUAGCUUGCUGAAAAAAAGGGCAUUUAUGGGGUUUUCAGUUUCUUUUCCCCUUUUCUUUUCUUUUCUUUUCUUCUCUUCCUCUUUAACCUUCUAUUUGAAACCGAGCACCCAAGUGUAAUCUACAGAUUCCGUGCCUUGCCCCCAUAUCGCUGCAUGAGUCCCCAUGGUUUCUAGUCCUAGCUAUAAAUGGAAAAUAAUAAUCGUCCCUCCCCUACCAAGCAGGGCGGAAUCUUGAAUGAGA